Messenger RNA from Cyclocybe aegerita, 690 nucleotides. Lineage: Eukaryota; Fungi; Basidiomycota; Agaricomycetes; Agaricales; Hemipholiotaceae. The record is from the annotation of a GenBank genome assembly.
AUGCAAACCAUCCCCAUCAUCCACAUGCUUCCAAAGUCAAUCUGGAAGCUUAUCAUCCAGGAUCAGUGGGUCGACUUCGAGAAACUACACGCCUCUCUGGAACACGGUUAUGACCAUAACGACAACGCAAAGGACUUUGGGAACGGCUAUGUCAUCAUGAAGAAGGAUCACCUCACCUCACGUCGACCAAUCCGCACUGAGGCAGAGUGGAUCCGGGUCUUCGAGGCCUGGUCCACGGGUGUCACCCUCCUAUAUCCGCACCGCAGCAUGGAGCUGAAGAAAUAUCGCUUGAUCGUUGACGAAGUCUUUCGCGCCUCCCCACAAAAUGUCUCGCCGGCAAUCCGGUUUGAUGUUGAAGUUCGUAGGAAGUAUUCACGUGGCCCCUUCCGGAUGGACGAUCAUGGUGAACUCCAAGCCCUUGUCCUUGCCCAAAUGUAUCGCCCAUCGGCUACUCCUACCCUCCCCCUUGCCAAACGCAUUGCAUCAGACAGCCACCAGCCUUCUCCAGCCAAGCGUGCUGAUAUUCCAUGUCAGCUUUGGAAUAUGGGCAAGUGCAACGAUCCGUGCGUAAACCGUCGCAAGCAUGGAACAUGUUCUGAAUGUGGUGAUUCCCAUCGGGCCUAUGACACUCCCACCUGUCGUGCAAGCCUCUUUUCGCAGGGCAAGGAUGGAACAUCAGCAGACGCCUGA